CAGUGGCACACGUUCUAUGUCGCGCGUGCGCAGUCCACUUUGCCACGCGCCUGUCUCAACGUGUAUGCGCACGCACCUGCCGGAGUCGCGCGACGGUGGGGACAGAAGGACCCCGCGUCCCUCUGUCUUUUGGGUUGCCCUGAUGAAUGCCUGAAGAGAAGAUGUCUGAAGUCGCAGCAGAGAAGCAGCCCCUGGCUGAACCGCUCCCGCAGGAGAUCCCAGCACGGCCUGCACUCCCUGCCAAGCAGGAGGCUGCCCCAGCCCGGACACGGUGCCCCAGCUCCGACCUGGAACCGAUCUGCAUUGAGGACGAACCCGCCCAGCCCAGUCCCAAGGGGAAGGUCAAGGCCUCUUCCAGCAAUAGCCCUGUCUAUCGCCUGGGUUCCAACCAGUGCUUCCACUGCCUGAUCACCUUCCCGGACGAGAAGUUCAAGGAGCGGCAUAUGAAGCGGGAGCACCCCGAGGACUUUGUGCAGGAGAAUCUGCGCGACGCCCUCUUCGUCUGCUUCAUCUGCAGCAAGCCCUUCGAGAGCUCCCGCGCCCUCAUCUGCCACCAGCGCGGGCACGCCCCCGCCCCGCCCCCUGACUGCCCUGACUGCCUGCGCCCCGCCUUCGAGUGCCCCGACUGCGGCCGCCGCUUCGGCCAGCUGGUCAGCUACCAGCGUCACCGGCUGGGCCACGCCGCCGGCCGCAGCCUGCCCCACCAGUGCCCCGACUGCGGCAAGAGCUUCCGCCAGCUCUCCAACCUGCGCCGCCACCAGGCCUCCCACCAGCGCCCCCUGGAGCUGCUGCCCUCCCGCCCCUACUCCUGCACGGAGUGCGGCGAGAGCUUCGCCCAGGAGGCCGGCCUGCACGAACACUACAUCCGGCACGCCCGCGGCGAGCUCUAGCUCCCCCUCCAGCCCCAGUGGGGAGAGCUGGGACUGCAGCAGACUGCCCCCCUCUUCUGCCACCGAGCCCUCUCCGGGCGCUGGGACAGCCGGCCGCCUGGCAGGAAGUCGAGCUAGAAUGGGACUGGAAGGACUUUGAUGGGACUGAGUAGAUUGGAUGGAGCAGGACAUGGGGCCUUUCCCCCCUCGAGGGCGCCAGCUCCCAUCCGGCCCCAAGGCAGGGAAUUGGCUAGCUCAGGGGGGCGGGGAAUGGGGCACGGGACCUGUCCACUCUAGGGAGCGCGGUCUCCUAUCCGGUCCCAGGGCGGGAGGGCUAGCUGGCUCAGGGGGCUGCAGAGAUCAGGCUGUACCUCUGAAACGCCUCCCCCUCCCCCCUGUGUCAGUGUGCGACACGCACACCCCACGGCAUCUCUCUCCACACACCCUGCUCUUCCUCCCAUAAGCGCCUCGCGCCUCCCCUGCAGCCGAGCUCCAAGCGCUCCGCGGCACCGGCCGUCACUCCCUAGCCCGGGUGGAGUCUGCAGUGCCCCCCACUGAAGUCCUGGCGGGAGAGGACCUAACCCAAACAUGUCCUCUUUCUGUGCUUGGGGCGGGGGGGUGCUUUCCAGAGCCCGUGUGUCGGAUCCCUGGGCCAUUAUCUUGCAGUGUGGCAUGAUCUCUCUGACUUCCCAAGUGUAGCUGGACCCAGAUCUUGUCCUGAUACAGCCGUGUCAGCGCGGGGGUGAUUUUUACCCUGCUAUAGUUAUCCCAGUGCAGCCCCUGGCACGGAGGCACUUACUCCAGUACAAAGGGCCGUUAUGCCAGUGGGUGGGCACCAGGCUAACCAGUAUAACUGUCCAGUGUUGCAGGGGUCACAGACCUGAUGCCAGGGGCACUUGCCUGCUCCCCAAGGGGGCGUCCAUCUUCACUACAUGCUUUGGGGCGGAGCUGGGCAGCCAUGGGAAGGAAGCUUUCGGCGGCAGUUCGGAGCGGAAGGGGGGAGACUUCGGGUGGUGAAAAGAGCCGGGCUCCCCCACCAGGCUGCAGGGGCACUGGGGUGAGGGGAAGGUCCUAUUUUUCAUAUGGAAACAAUAAAGUGUUGGAAGCUGA
Chelonia mydas (Green sea turtle) is the source of this 1979-nucleotide messenger RNA. It is a transcript of the gene ZNF576, whose product is annotated as zinc finger protein 576. Gene Ontology annotation, molecular function: RNA polymerase II cis-regulatory region sequence-specific DNA binding; DNA-binding transcription factor activity, RNA polymerase II-specific. The record is from RefSeq and is a predicted model, not a curated record. The coding region runs from base 147 to 890 and encodes 247 amino acids. The transcript is spliced from 3 exons. Gene Ontology annotation, biological process: regulation of transcription by RNA polymerase II. NCBI's taxonomy places the organism in Eukaryota, Metazoa, Chordata, Testudines, Cheloniidae. Gene Ontology annotation, cellular component: nucleus.